Molecule: messenger RNA, 1539 nt
Organism: Fonsecaea erecta
Lineage: Eukaryota; Fungi; Ascomycota; Eurotiomycetes; Chaetothyriales; Herpotrichiellaceae
Exons: 5
Coding region: 1-1539 (512 amino acids)
Biological process (GO): transmembrane transport
Cellular component (GO): membrane
Molecular function (GO): transmembrane transporter activity
Source: RefSeq, a predicted model, not a curated record
AUGACUGUCUCAACCUCGUACCCCGAGUCCAAAGAAGCGGACGUCGGUUUCAGGGCUCAGCAGACCGUGGUGGAAUUCCCGUCUGGAUCAGUACCUGAUAAUGACAGGGAGGCUCUGCUCUCUUCCUUCACCGCUGAGGAGGACCGCAAGGUCAUGCGGAAAGUGGACAGGCGGUUCCUCCUCCUCAUCGGACUGAUGUACAUGCUAAAGAACGUCGACUACACCAACGCCGCCACUGUCAAAGUCCUCCAAGUCGGCGAACCGCGUAAUGUUUUGAAGGAGCUGAACAUGACCGCGGACGAGUAUAACUGGGUCCAGUCCAUCUACUUUAUCAGUUACAUCGUCUUCGAAGUCCCCAGCAACCUGCUGCUGAAGAAAAUGACGCCUCGAAAGUGGCAGUCUCGAAUCAUUGGAUCCUGGGGUCUGGUACUGGCAUGUCACGCCGCCGUGCAAAACAAACAAGGUCUCUAUGCCGCCCGUUUCUUCCUGGGAAUGGCAGAGGCAGGUCUCUUCCCGGGCCUCGCGGCCCAGCUCUGCAGCUGGUACCGCAGCGACGAAAUGGGCAAACCCAUCAUGUGGAUGUUUGGGUUUCAGAACUGCGCUGGCAUUGUGGGCUCGCUGGUCGCUUACGGCAUUUCUUAUAUGAACGGUGUCAGUGGCUUGAGCGCGUGGAGAUGGGUCUAUCUUCUGGAGGGAUUGUUCACCAUCCUCUUCGCCGGAGUCGUGUUCCUUGUCCUUCCGGACUAUCCCAAGUCCCCACGGUCGGCGAAAUGGCUCACCCCUCGAGAGCAAGAAUACCUCGAGCUCCGCCUCACGGACAACGCUCCUCGCACCCACGACGCGGCAUUCAGCAAGAAAGAAGUGUUGGCGUCUCUGAGAGACCCGCGCACCUAUGCCUUCUGCCUGUCUCAGAUCCUGAUGAAUCUCGGCGGAUACGGCCUGCAAUGGCAACUGCCCACCGUCACCACGAGUCUCGGCUUUGCCGGUCUGCCCAGGAAUCAACUGCUCAACAUCCCCCCGGCCGCUGCAACGGUCCUGUCGAUCAUCUUCGCCGGAUGGUUCCUGAGUAAAGCGUAUAUGACGAGGCCGCAAUUCAUCAUGAUCAUCUGUGCAGGGGCGCUGGCUUUUUUCCUUGUCCUGUGUUUCAAUGUGAGCCGCUAUGCAACGUACAUUGCGUGCAUAUUCGGGACUAUGUUCUAUUCGGUCUACUUUAUUCCAUUCUGGGCAUGGCGCUCCGCAAGCCUUGUCGGCACGACCGGGACGGCGUUCACGCUGGCGUUUCAAUCCUGCAUCGGGCAGGUCGGCGGCGUCGUGGGCCCGCAGCUAUUCCAGUCCCGCUUCGCGCACAACGGCUACAAGACCUCCUUCGGCGUCUGCGCGGGCGCCAUCGGCGCGAGCUGGAUCGCCAACGUGUGGACCUGGUACCUGACGCACGAGAACGAGGAGGACAUCAAGCGCGUGCGGCGUCUGAGGAUCAAGGCCAACAAGGACGGCGCCGUCUGGGCGGGCGAGGACGUCAAGUACCAAAUCAAGGCGUGA